Messenger RNA from Caenorhabditis sp. 36 PRJEB53466, 1439 nucleotides. NCBI's taxonomy places the organism in Eukaryota, Metazoa, Nematoda, Chromadorea, Rhabditida, Rhabditidae. The record is from the annotation of a GenBank genome assembly.
AUGUCAACUGCUCCCAAAUCGCCACACAUUUGGACUGGAAACGCCGACGCAGAGGAUCGAGUAGAGUCUCUUAUCAAGUCAGAAAUCAACUGAGAACAACUGAAUAAUGAUGCAAAUUUACAGAAAAACCGGCUGCUGGGAAAUUCAUUUGAAGGUUUCCGAUUGUAUGGGAGAGCACAGAGACUGGAGAAAGUGCCAGGACGUUGUGAGUUUCCCUAUUCCAUUCUCAUCAAAAUUGUAUUGUUUUUUCAGGUUAAAGAGUUCAGAACGUGUGUGCAGAGCGUACAAGUCGGCGAGCCACCGAAAGAAGAGCCAGAGCCCAAGAAAGAGGCGGCGCCAAAGACGGAACCCGAACAGAAAAAGUGAUGGAUUUCGAAUUUGACUUCGAUCCAUCUGACAAUGAAAAUGACGAUAUUACAACUAAAAUUAGAACACCAAAUUACCCCUCUUUCACCCCAAACGUCCAUGACAGAUUCUGGUUUCGUAACAUUUCAAAGGACAAUCAGACGGCCACUGCCAUUAAGUGAGAGGAAAACAGCAGGAAGCAGAUCUGAAAGUACCUAUUUUCAGUGAAAUUGAAUUGUUGAGAGUCGCUGAUGCUUUUGAGAACGGGCAUGUCGAGGAGGCGAGAGGGAUUCUGACAGAGAUUCGGGAGAAAACGAAGAACAAUCGGACCCAUGAGAUAACGCUCAUCGACUCGAUUCUGCACUGUUUCAUCGCGAAGGAAGGAGAGGUUUCAAUUAAUAAAUCGAGCCAUUUUUGAUGUAAAAUAUUCAGCUUUCUCCCUCCGAACUGUCCGAUUCUCUGCAUCUCCUCUCAGUUUACGAAUCUAUUCUUGUCGAUUUCGGCGACCAGCUCCAGUUCUUCCGAACCAAAGCUCUUCUGCUUUCAAAGCUUUCUUCCGAUCACAAGUUCAAAUCAGAAUUCAAGAAUACGGUAAUUUCAGAAAGCAUACGUUUCAGUCGUUCAUAUUCUCGUUUCAGAUGGCUCUCCUCUGCGAGUUGUGCUCUUCGUUCGAAAAUUGGCAACUGUUCGAAGAAGGCGAACGGUUUUUGAAUGAUUCUGAACGAUUUGGGAUAAAGUUGAAAAUGGAGAAGAUUUUGAGAUACGAAAUCGAACACUCGAAGGGAUUUGUGAAGGAGAAUCUAGAGCGGAAAAUGGAGGAAGUGAAGCGAGAAGCUGAGGAAUUGGCAGGAGCAAUAGAAGAAGAGAAGGUGGGAGCAGAAGAGACGGAAAAGGAGUACAAUUUGUAAUUUCAGAGAGAAGCCAUCCGCGUCUCGUUGAACAGUCAGAAAGACUUCCAUCUCGUCGACUCCGCCCAUUCUUCCGAGUUCCGUGCUCACGAAAGUCGAUCCAAGAACACGCUGAUUCCAGUUUCCGAUCAACCCACCGUCAUCUCCGAGUUCUCCCGUCGUUAUCCGUUUUUGUUUUCCGCUUAG